Botrytis byssoidea is the source of this 1950-nucleotide messenger RNA. RefSeq lists its product as uncharacterized. Bases 1537 to 1950 code for a protein of 137 amino acids. The record is from RefSeq and is a predicted model, not a curated record. The transcript has a single exon. Lineage: Eukaryota; Fungi; Ascomycota; Leotiomycetes; Helotiales; Sclerotiniaceae.
AGCUGGGGGAUGGAUGGUGUGAUGGAUACCUACGUGAAGGUUGUGUAUGGAGAUUGAUAUCCUAAUACAUCUGAUGAGAUCUUAUGGUAGAUACUGUAUCGUAUCAGUUCCUUAUAUGCGUCGAAUAUCGUUGAGCAAGAUUUUCACCGGAGGGAGACGUUGAUGAUGGAUUUUUGUAUGUAUGUUUGUAUAGAUAGAUAGUAGACUAUCUAUGAUUGAUAUUCUUCAUGGUCUGCACGAUGCUGGGGGGGAGGGGUGAAAGGUAAACAAGAAGGGAUGGAUGAUUUUUGUUUGUGGAUUUUCUGUCUUGUUAUAUUUUCCCGAAAGAAGGUAUGCAAUGUCUUUCUUACUGUAUCUAAGAGCUUGUUCUGUUACUCCCUUUCCCCUGAUAUGUCUCCCUCUGGGUGAUGGUUCCGCGGCGGAUCUUCUUAAUGUACAUACUCACUUUCAAUGUGAGAUUUUCUCUGUGACAUUGCGAUUACCAUAGCUUGAUAUAUAUCCACAGAUCAUAGUUAUCCGUCCGUUUCAGUCGCAGAUGCAGAUACAGUACUAAUCCCAAAGAUUGCAACAGCAACGGCAAAGAAAGUUUGUCUUUUUGCUGCCUUGACCGGGAAGUUAACAAAUAUCAAGACCUUCCUUUCACAGUGAGUUCCUCGAAUUAGGGGACUCUCAAGAAAUUCAAUUGAUAGUUCCUCGGGCUCCCUUGCGGAAAGUUGAAUGUGAUGAAAUCGUUCGACGCCAAAAUGCGUCUCGGCAUGAAUAUUAUUUUGAACCUUUGGUUGAAGGAGUAGACACAUGAUAAUAGCAAUAGCGAUAGCAAUAGCGAUACGAAUAGCAAUGACAUCAUAUCCGCUAAAUCGAUGUUUCUCAUCCUCUUCUUCUGAGUCCUCACUAUCUCCAGGAAUGGAAGCUACAAACCCCUGAGUUCUUCUGCCUUCUAUCUUCCAUCUCUUUAUUUCCUUUCCCUUCUAAAUCUUCACCUUGAAUAGCAUCUUUCUCUCCAUCUCUCUCUCUCUCUCUCUCUACUCAUACGUCUAGAUUACCCGCAUCCUGCGGAAUGUUCAUGAUCUUAAUCUUGCUAGCAUGCGAACAAACGACUCAUCGAAUGCGCACACUCGACUAGAGGUUCCGUCGACCUUGCAACUUCUGUAAUGUUCAAUUGAUGCAUCAUGGUAUUUAGCAAUUGACGACUGACUUUGUGGAGGAUCGUGAACUCUGUCACUAUUCAUCAGUCUUAUAGGUUUCAAUCCCCAGUAUCCGAGCAAAUGAUAUUACAGAUCUUCCAGUUAAGGGUUUUAAGGAAACAUCGCAUGGGUUCAAUGGCAAGUAGAUGUAUCGAUCAGUAUUGAAAAUCCAGAUAAUUCGACUAGAAGCGAGUUGCAAUUUUUCUGGUUGAGGAUCGGAGUUCGGUCAACUUAUUCGGAUCUCUUGUUUACUGCAGAAGCAAGUAAUGAGAUGGGUCUGGUUAAGAUUUGAGGAUUGUGAUGUAGGAAUGUAGGAGUAGGGUAUGUGUCGCGGAUCAUCAAGCCUGCAGUGAUGGAAGCAGCGGCGGAAACCCCCAAGGGUUAUUCACAUGUAUGCUAUCACCAAAUUGACAGUGAGAAUAUUGACAGACAAUUUUCCAUUCGGCCCAUAACACGAUCGAGCUAUCUUCCCAAUUAUAGCUAUCUAAAUGAUCUCAUGCGAUCUCUUCGGUACGCAAUGAGUAAUUCGCCUAACCUUACGAGUACGUAUCAUACAAAAUCAAUAAACGUCACAUCACCACAAUUAUUUACCAUACUCCACUUUAUUCCCCUUACUAAUCUUCCCACAUCAACCAAUCAUAUUCGAGGCUCUCCACCAACCCCUCCGAAUGGCCGACUUAUCAAUAUCAAUAUCCAUAUCCCGAAAUACACUCCUACCUCCAAAACUUUCCUUCUUCCUCGCCUUCAAAGUUUAUAUUUGAAUUGA